GAUACGCUGAAAGGGAUUGAGAGCAGCAGCCGCUGAAAAGGUGGAGAACCCAUAAAAAAGGACAAAGAAAUUGUAUACUCACAGCGAAUUUUUCGGCAUAAUGAGUUCGCUCUUGCCCCCCUAAAAACCGGAGCACCUCAAAUGCAAAUUGAUAUUAAGCCGCCAAUCAUAAUCAGCACCGAAAUUAAUUAAACACGGCAGCCAGUCAACACAAUAAGUAAGCAGCAACCAUGGCCUCGCCACCGGAGAGUCCCAUCGAGGAGGUGGUCUAUGAGUUGGAACACACACGAGUGCCUAAGCCCAUUCCCGUUGCCCUCGAGGAUCUGUGCCGGCAGACCAAGUUCACCAAACAGGAAAUCCGGGUCAUGUACAGAGGAUUCAAAACGGAAUGUCCAGAGGGCGUGGUGCACGAGGAUUGUUUUAAGGAUAUUUACGCCAAAUUCUUUCCACAUGGCAAUUCGAGUUUAUACGCUCAUUAUGUGUUCAAAGCGUUCGAUGUUAAUUGCAAUGGCGCCAUUAGUUUUCGGGAUUUACUGGUCACCUUGUCGACGCUGCUGAGGGGUUCGGUUUACGAGCGACUGCGUUGGACCUUCAAGUUGUACGAUUUAAACGGCGAUGGAAGGAUCAGUCGCGGCGAACUCAGCGAAAUCAUUUUGGCCAUUCACGAGCUUAUGGGUAGGAGACCACAUCAACCUGAGGACGAUCGCAAGGCGAGGGAUCAGGUCGAUCGAGUGUUUCGCAAACUGGACUUGAAUCAGGAUGGCAUUAUAACGAUAGAGGAGUUUUUGGAGGCCUGUUUGAAGGACGAUUUGGUAACGCGAUCGCUGCAAAUGUUUGACAACGACCUUUGAUGACAAGAGGGCGAGCUUGAGCCAGGCCUACGCAAUUCCAGGACUAUAAUAUCUCUUAUAGAUCUUUAAAUGCAAUAAGCAACGCUAAGAAAUUGACAACCCUUAAAA
Molecule: messenger RNA, 959 nt
Organism: Drosophila takahashii
Lineage: Eukaryota; Metazoa; Arthropoda; Insecta; Diptera; Drosophilidae
Product: A-type potassium channel modulatory protein KCNIP1
Molecular function (GO): calcium ion binding
Source: RefSeq, a predicted model, not a curated record